Molecule: messenger RNA, 1680 nt
Organism: Rhagoletis zephyria (snowberry fruit fly)
Lineage: Eukaryota; Metazoa; Arthropoda; Insecta; Diptera; Tephritidae
Source: RefSeq, a predicted model, not a curated record
AUGGGCCUCUCUGAGAAGGAGAUUCUCACCUCCCGAAUCAUCGACCGCUCUCUGCGGCCACUCUUUCCCAAGAGCUACACCAAUGAGACGCAGAUCGUCUGCAACCUCCUCUCGCUGGACGGCCAAAAUGACCCCGAUAUAAUCGCCAUCAACGCCGCCUCAACCGCCCUAGCGCUCUCCGAUAUUCCCUGGAACGGGCCGAUUGGAGCGGUGCGCGUGGCGCUGGACGAGAACAAUGACGUGAUCACCAAUCCCACUCGAAAGGAGUCCAACGAGGCCAGGAUGAAUCUAGUCAUCUCGGUGAACGAGGCGGGCAAUGUGCUGAUGAUGGAGGCCUUCGCCAAUGAGCCCGUUCUGGAGCCGAAUCUGGUGAAGGCGAUCAGCAAGGCGAUCAAGGAGUGCAAGCUGAUCAUCAACCACAUCAAGCAGCUGCAGGCGCAGGUGGGCAAGCCGAAACGGCCGGUGGAGGAGACGGCCGGCCUCAGCGAGGAGUACCUGCAGGCGGUGAGGACGCUGGCGUACACGCGAAUACUCGACGUGCUGACCAAUCACUCGCACGACAAGGCCUCUCGCGACCAUGCUCUGAACGAGGUGCGCACCGAUCUGCAGGAGAAGCUGAAGGAGGACUUUCCCACCGGGGACGCUCACCUGAAUGAGGCCUUUGCGACGGUGGUGCGCACCACCUACUCAGAGAUGGUCAUCAAGAGUGGCAUUCGUUGUGAUGGCCGAGCCCUGGAGGAGCUGCGGCCGAUCACUUGCGAGGUGGACCUCUUCAAGCCGGUCCACGGCUCGGCGCUCUUUCAGCGCGGCCAGACGCAGGUGCUCUGCACGGCGACGCUCGACUCGCUCGACUCGACCUGGCGCGCCGACCCGGUGUCUGCGGUGACGGCCGGCAUCAAGGAGAAGAACUUCAUGCUGCACUACGACUUUCCGCAGUACGCCGUCAAUGACAUCAGCCGCUCGAGCGCCCUCAGCCGCCGGGACAUCGGCCACGGGGCGCUGGCCGAGCGGGCCCUCAGACCGCUGGUGCCCACCGACAGUCCCUUCACGACGCGGCUGCUCUGCGAAGUGCUCGAGUCGAAUGGCUCCUCGUCGAUGGCCAGCGUCUGCGCGGGCAGUCUGGCACUGAUGGACGCCGGCGUGGAGGUGUCGGCGCCGGCGGCCGGCGUGGCCAUCGGUCUGAUGCAGCACGCCGAGCAGUACCGCAUACUGACGGACAUCAGCGGCAUGGAGGACUACUUUGGCGACAUGGACUUUAAGAUUGCCGGCACGAGGAAGGCCUUCACCGCACUUCAGCUGGACUGUAAGCUGACCGACGGCCUGCCCUUCAAGAUUCUCUACGAGGCCAUACAGCGGUCGCACGCCGCCCGGAACAGCAUCAUCACACUGAUGGAGGACGUGCUGGCGGCACCGCGGAAGAAGCCCAAGGAGACGAUGCCCGUCAGCGAGCAGGUGGACGUGCCGCUGAACCGGCGCGCCAAGUUUCUCGGCGUCGGCUGGAGCAACGCCAAGCGCCUCAUGGCGGAGACGGGCGUCACCAUCACACAGGACCUGGAGGACGGCAACGCCUUCAACGUCUUUGCGCCGAACCAGGCGGCGAUGAACGAGGCGAAGGAGUGGAUCAAGGCGGUGCUGAGCGAGCCGAACGUGCCCGAGCUCGAGUUUGGCGCCAUUUACCAG